UUUAACGUAUUUGCAAUUUGGCAAGGUGCUGUCUUUACCAACGUCAUCGUCUUUCUGCUGAACAUUGGUGCUCAUUUUUAUGACAUGCUCAAUCGCAGAAUUUAUCUGCAUUUACCGCACAUUCGUUCGUCUUACUAUUGCGAUAUUAAAAUGCACAAAACAAUCACGUUUGAAGCUAUAAACUCUAUCAAACAAAAUCACCAUCUGGUCACUACCAACGUCGAAAUAGUUAUCCGGAUUGUGAGCUUUCCGAUGGCGUGCCUGUUGUUCGUUCAUUUCAUUAUUAUCAUAUCGGAAAUAUUCUACGCUUACACAUCCAUCGUACAGGACAUCAAAAACGAAGCGGACGUGCCUUUGGGAACGUAUAUGAGCUCUAUACUGUUUGCCAUUUUUGAAGCCAUCCAGUUUUACUACAUCGUGUCCGCUAGCUCUGAAAUCACCGAGCAGGCAGAAAAAAUGGGGUUGCUCCUGAACGAGUACAUUCCAACAGGACCUAAUCUAAGGGUCGAACGAUGUAUUGAAUCAUUCACCAUAGAGUUAUUGCACCAGGACUUUAAAAUCAACAACUGCGGCAUGUACAAUGUUGAUUACACAUUAAUGUUCUCGAUGAUAGCAACAAUAACCAGUUACCUAAUAAUGUUGGUGCAGUUUCAGCUGGCCGAAUUUUAA
This is a messenger RNA of Anopheles maculipalpis, 669 nucleotides long. Its product is annotated as putative gustatory receptor 28b. The record is from RefSeq and is a predicted model, not a curated record. Gene Ontology annotation, biological process: sensory perception of taste. The transcript is spliced from 4 exons. Gene Ontology annotation, cellular component: membrane; axon; neuronal cell body. The coding region runs from base 85 to 669 and encodes 194 amino acids. Lineage: Eukaryota; Metazoa; Arthropoda; Insecta; Diptera; Culicidae.